Peronospora farinosa is the source of this 621-nucleotide messenger RNA. The record is from the annotation of a GenBank genome assembly. NCBI's taxonomy places the organism in Eukaryota, Oomycota, Peronosporomycetes, Peronosporales, Peronosporaceae.
AUGGUCAAGUGGACAUUUUCCCUAUUAGUCGUGUGUCUGGCAGCGCUCGUGCUCUCAGUGCAGGCCGGUGCAACCCCCAAGAUCACGAACAAAGUUUACUUUGAUGUGACUAUCGAUGGUGAACCCGCGGGUCGCAUCGUCAUGGGUCUGUACGGCAAGACGGUGCCUAAGACGGUGGAGAACUUCCGUGCGCUGUGUACGGGCGAAAAGGGCCUGGGCGAAAGUGGCAAGCCUCUGCACUUUAAGGACAGCAUUUUUCACCGCAUUAUCCCCAACUUUAUGUUGCAGGGCGGCGACUUUACCCAAUUUAACGGCAUGGGCGGCGAGAGUAUCUACGGCGAAAAGUUUGAUGACGAGAACUUUAAACUGAAACACGCUGGCAAGGGGACGCUCAGCAUGGCCAACGCGGGCUCCAACACUAACGGCAGUCAGUUCUUUAUUUGUACGGUCAAGACCUCGUGGCUGGAUGGCCGUCACGUUGUCUUCGGUCGCGUCGUGGAGGGAAUGGACGUGGUGGACGCUAUUGAGGCUGUGGGUUCUCCCAGCGGUACCCCUAGCAAGAAGGUGGUCAUCGUAGACAGCGGUGAGCUGGACAUGGACGCUGCUGUCGCGGAAGAGUAG